UCCCCUUGAGAAACCAUCCCACCCACUGUUCCUCCCCGAGAAGACCAAACAAGAAGAGAUGGCCUCCUCUUCUUCACCUCCAUUGCUGCCCUUGCUUCUUCUCCUCUGCAUGUUCAGUGCCCUCACGGCCCAUGCCAGCGGUAAGGGCAUGGCCCUCUACUGGGGCUGGCACGUGAACAAUAUCACUGCCGCCGGCCUCGAGAUGGCGUGCAAGACCGGCCAGUUCGAUCAAGUGAACAUAGCCUUCCUUACCGACUUCGGGUACGGGAAGCCGCCGACGCCGGACUUCGGAACCGGAUGCGAUGCCCCCUCCGGCGGCUGCAAGUACCUGCAGGCGGAGAUCGAGUACUGCCAGAGCGUGAACGUGAAGGUCCUGCUCUCCAUCGGCGGCUUCGACGCCACCUACCGGCUGCCCAACGAGGAGGAGGCCCACCGCCUGGCCGCCCACGUCUACGAUGUCUACCUCAGCGGCUACGGCGUGGACGGGCCGUUGGGGAAGGUGAAGCUCGACGGCGUCGACUUCUGGAUCAACGACACGCUGUCCACGGCCUACUGGGACGUGGUGGCGGAGGACCUGAAGAGGUUCGACGAGAAGCUGAUACUGACGGGCUCUCAGGCGUGCCACCACAGCCUCGGGGUGCCGGACAUCCCCAUCUACUACGCGCUGAAGACGGGGCUGUUCUCCAGGGUGUGGGCACGUGUCUUCGGGGACUACUACCCGUGCGUAUACGAGCGGGGGAACACGGCGUCGUUCGAGUCGGCGGUGAGAAACUGGACGACAGAUUUCGAGGGGUACGUGGGAGACUUCCGCAUCGCCGUCGACUGCCACCCGAAGUACAUCAGGGGCUUCAUCCCGCCGGAGGAGAUCGAAGGUGCGCUGGACAUCGUGAGGAAGUAUCCGACGUACUCGGGCGUCGCGGUGUGGAACCGGCACUGGGACGUGAAGUACAUGGAGGAUGGGUAUGCCAACGGGCCUUACAGCGAGGCCAUAUAUCCCCACGUCCAAGACAGCCUUGAGCCUGAUGAUGACGACGCCGUCCGCCACAACCAUCUCCACGAGGUCGUUUUCUAAGAAAGGGGCGACUGUGUAGCCCAUUCUAUUCUCCUUUGUAGCCUUGGAGAUAACUAAAUAAAAAUAAAAAUGUUUAAGUUCUCAGUUAGAAA
Molecule: messenger RNA, 1164 nt
Organism: Nymphaea colorata (pocket water lily)
Lineage: Eukaryota; Viridiplantae; Streptophyta; Magnoliopsida; Nymphaeales; Nymphaeaceae
Product: acidic endochitinase-like
Exons: 1
Coding region: 59-1072 (337 amino acids)
Biological process (GO): carbohydrate metabolic process
Cellular component (GO): extracellular region
Molecular function (GO): chitinase activity
Source: RefSeq, a predicted model, not a curated record